AUGAGUGAUAUCGUCAAUAAUGGCUAUCGUUCUGACAAUGAAAUUCAUAUUCAAAUGAACGGUGGUGAUUCGAUGGACAUUGUUUCGAAUCAUGAUGAUUCUCUGGUAACAACAGCAAAAAUCGAUGUUCUAUUUGUCAAUGUGACAAAAGUGAUCAAUGUCCCUGCGAAAAUGCUAGAUCCAAAUAGUAAAGAAAAAUUUAUUCAACGUACACUGCUCGACAGAGUUAGUGGACAAAUUCAUUCCGGCGAGAUUGUGGCUCUCAUGGGACCGUCUGGUAGUGGUAAAACAACGCUGCUGAACACAUUAGCUGGACGAGCAUUGACCGGUGUGUCCGGUGAUGUCUACUACAAUGGGAUCAGAUAUAAAAAGAGCAUGAAACGAAAAUUGGCCUACGUGCUGCAGCAAGAUUUGUUUUUCGAAUCGUUGACUGUCAGAGAACAAUUGACAUAUACAGCGCUGCUACGACUGCCAAACCACUUAACGCGAGCCCAAAAGAAGGAUCAAGUGGAGAAAGUAAUCGAACAAUUGAGAAUUCAAAAGUGUGCAAAUACGCCAAUAAUGUUGAUUAGUGGUGGUGAAAAGAAACGGUGUAACAUCGGUACAGAACUAUUGACAAAUCCAAGUCUCAUAUUCUUAGAUGAACCAACAAGUGGUCUUGAUAGUACAAGCGCCGUGGCUCUCGUUGAAACACUGCGUCAACUCGCCCAACAAGGCAAAACAAUUAUUACCUCCAUCCAUCAGCCGUCAUCUCAAGUGUUUCAAUCGUUUGAUCAGCUCAUUCUAUUAGCUGACGGGAAAACAAUCUACAUGGGCCGUCCAAAAAACUCUCUUUCCUACUUUGCUACACUGGGAUAUCACGCGCCUGCCCAAUACAAUCCAGCCGAUUACGUAAUGGAUCUUGUCAAUCAAGAUAUGGCUGUUCGUGAAGAAUUGAAACAAGCGUAUGUUGAUGUUAAACUGUCAAAGUACGUUCGAUCACCAAGUAUGGAUGGCAAACAAUAUCUGCUCGAGGAGCCGACCGAUAACGACGUGGAACGAUCGACGAAAAACAAAGACGGCGCAGCCGCACUUGGAUUGACAAAAGAGAGCAAAUGGCCAAUAAACAUGUUUGCUCAAUUUCUCGUUCUCUACUCACGUGCAAAUAAACUAACGGGGAAAAACGAAUUCACUCUGUUGAAUAUUGCACAAGCACUGUCGCUGGCAAUUGUUUGCGGUCUUUGUUGGUUACAAAUGCCGUUCAAAGAAAGCACAAUUCCCGAUCGAGCUUCUUUCGUCUUCUUUCUAAUGACAUUUUGGCCGCUACAAACGCUAAUGAAAAGUCUCAUGUCGUUUCCCUUUGAACGCAUGAUCAUCAACAAAGAGCGUGCCAGUGGAUCAUUUAGAUUAUCCGCUUAUUUUCUCGCAAAAUCUGCUUCGGAGGGACCACUAAAACUUGUUUUACCCACCGCUUUUUUACUCAUCGCUUUCUGGAUGGCAAAUAUUCAUCGUUCAUUUGCUGUAUUUCUCGCUUUUCUUGUAUUUCAAUUGCUGGCUAUCCUCGUCGCCGAAUCAAUAGGUUUGUUCAUUGGGGCCACUGUAGCUGACAUCCGACAAGGUAUGGUGCUGGCAACUGUCUCACUGUUGAGUUUACUGUUGGUUGGUGGUUUUUUCGUGAAAAAUUUGCCGCAUUGGCUUGGCGUUUGGGCAAAAUGGUUGAGUUUUUUCAAAUAUGCCAAUGAUGGUUGUCUCCGAUUGGGAUUCAGUGGUGGACGCCGAUAUGAAUGUGUCGAUGGCACGUACAUUACUGGAUGUCGAAAUCAGACAACGUUCACCGGCAGAGAUGCGCUCACAUAUUUGAAAGUCGAUUUGACAAUUGCCGAAAAUUUUCUUGUUCUAGCAGGAAUGUUUAUCUUUUUUCGCAUAUUAGCGUAUAUUUCAUUGCGAUUUAUCAAAGACAAGAGUGGACGAACAUAA
Molecule: messenger RNA, 1956 nt
Organism: Didymodactylos carnosus
Lineage: Eukaryota; Metazoa; Rotifera; Eurotatoria; Philodinida; Philodinidae
Source: the annotation of a GenBank genome assembly